Molecule: messenger RNA, 1638 nt
Organism: Marasmius oreades (fairy-ring Marasmius)
Lineage: Eukaryota; Fungi; Basidiomycota; Agaricomycetes; Agaricales; Marasmiaceae
Exons: 14
Coding region: 584-1471 (295 amino acids)
Source: RefSeq, a predicted model, not a curated record
UUGUCCUUCACAUCCAAACGGGCGGCCAUCCGAGGCUUCACUUCGUGAGGUAUUUUCAUUGUUCAUCUCAUAUGACACGAGCAUGCCGGGUCGCAAGAUGUCUUUCGCUGUCCUCUCGAUAUCUCCGGCUUCGCGAGGUUUAUCCAAGGUUCCCCAGCCAUUGAUUGCUCUCAGUGAUCCCGAGGAUUGUGUAUCUUUUCAAGUUCCGGAUGCGUUCAAACUUUUCAGUUGUUUGAUGUCUAUCUGUGGAAGCCCCUGGAAACCCUCGAUAGUACAAGAUCAGCAGUACAUUGCAUCUUUAAUGGAACCCACAGCCUGAGGUCGUCUGGCAGCUGGCUUUGGUUUUUUUGGAAGACAAGGUCUGAUAUUUGCCAGCAUGGCAACCACCACUUAAAAUGAGCGACAUCUGGAAGGGUUGGCACCACGAAUCUCCAAAAUUCCCUUCUGGUUCUAAUCUGGCAAGCUUAACCAAACUAUUUAGUUCCGUACCUAUAAAGUUAUUACUUUCUGCCCCAACGUCUCAAAGUCCCCGGGCCCUUAACAACUCUCAGCUCCAAGCCUCCACUACUUGCAAUAACUGACAAUGUCUCUGCAACGCGGAAUUUACCGCAUCGAGAAUGCUAGGGCUCCCACUGCCAUUGAUCUCAAAGAUGGCAGCUCCGAUGACGGUACACCUAUCAAUGGGUGGUCUUUUUCACCAGACACGAUCAACGGGCAUCAGCUCUGGCUUGCUGAACCAAUUCCCAAAAUGGAUGAUACCUUUACCCUUUGUAACCUGUCCAGCGGUACCUACAUGGAUCUCUACAACGGUUCUGCCGAAAGGGCCACCCCCGUCAAUGGUUGGGGGGGAGCCGGCGCCAUCACGACCAAUCCCCACCAGCUCUGGAUCAUCAAAAAGGCGUGCGAUGGUAAGAACUACAGGAUCCAGAAUUACGGAAGUAAAACCUUCGUCGAUCUCUACAAUGGUGGCAGCUCGGAUGGGACCAAAAUCACUGGAUGGCCCGGUAAUUGGACCGAAAACAACACUCACCAGGAAUGGCACUUCAAUAGGAUGAGCGUCUCCAGUGCGGAGGCCAAAUCGGCUGUCGAGAGGAACCCUCACAUUAAAUGCGGGACUUACAGAGGAUACAACCUCGAUGGAGAAUAUCUUGUCCUCCCUAACUUUACUUUUACUCAGAUUUGGAAAGCCUCCGGUCUUCCUGGUCGCAAGUGGCGUGAGGAAAUCUAUGAUUCCGAUGACUUCGCUAUAGCCAUGAAGGCCGCCGUUGGGAACUGGGGCCCCGACGCCACUAAGGCUAAUGGCUUCGGAAUCUUCUGUGGAGUUAUGCUUGGUAUCAACAAGGCUGGAGAUAAGGCCCAUGCUUACAACUUCACGCUCACCAAGGACCAUUGCGACAUUGUCUUCUUUGAGCCUCAAGACGGUGAAUACCUGAAUGACAUUGGCUAUGACGGUUACAUGGCGUUCUACUGAAGGGACGGGUGAAAAGACUUGUUAUGGGUUCCGGGAUACGAAAUUUACAGUCCAAGAGAAAAGAGGCGGGAAAAGAGGCGAUAAAAAAAACAAUGAUCCGUGUGUGCCAAAUAUCCGAUGAACAGUCAUACGUAUAAUCCAGACAGUUGAAUUACUUCUCACUGCGC